Coffea arabica (coffee) is the source of this 1630-nucleotide messenger RNA. RefSeq lists its product as uncharacterized. The record is from RefSeq and is a predicted model, not a curated record. Gene Ontology annotation, molecular function: electron-transferring-flavoprotein dehydrogenase activity; flavin adenine dinucleotide binding. Gene Ontology annotation, cellular component: cytoplasm. Lineage: Eukaryota; Viridiplantae; Streptophyta; Magnoliopsida; Gentianales; Rubiaceae.
ACAGUCCCCAUUUUCAUAGGCGAAACGGCUCUUUUUUUCUCAACCGGUCCCUGUUUGGGAAACGAGUUCUUGAUUAUGGUGGCGGUAGUAGAAACGUUGGAUCCUUUGCUGCCUUAUCCUUUGUGCUUUGUCCUGAGCUCCGCGUAUCUCAUGACAACAAUUCAUAAGCAUAUCAUAGAAAAUGACUCAACAGCUCAUAUGAAUGAACGGAAUAAGUUUAUAGAAUCUAUUUGCCAGCUUUGACACUAUUUCUUUGUCUUUUGAGUUCAUGUCUUUCUUCUACCUAGAGGAAAAGCCAUGUUGUUAGGCACCUUCGCUCACCAGACCCCUGUUACAUAUCUGUAUUAAUAUCUGAUGUGAGAGCCCAGUUGUUCAAUUUGCUUGAUUUUGGGGUUUUUAUUCGAUUUUUGGAAGAUGGGUCUGGACGAUUUGGCCGUUGAGAAGAAGAGAGUUGUGGUUAUUGGUGGCGGAGCUGCGGGUUCUCUGGCAGCUAAGACCCUUCAAAACUAUGCAGAUGUUUACCUGAUUGAUACGAAAGAGUAUUUUGAAAUCACCUGGGCAAGCUUGAGAUCAAUGGUUGAACCUUCAUUUGCGAGAAGAUCGUUAAUUAAUCAUGUAGAAUACCUGCCUAAAGCACACGUCGUCGCAACCACUGCAGUUGAUCUCACAGACAGUGAAGUCCUGACCACAGAAGGACGCAUGGUAGCUUAUGAUUAUCUUGUAAUUGCCACAGGCCACAUGGGUGAUGGCCCCAGCACAAAGGCUGAGAAGCUUAAUUACUACCAAGCAGAACAUGAGAAGAUAAGUUCUGCAAACUCAAUAUUGAUAAUUGGCGGGGGGCCAACUGGUGUAGAACUUGCUGGUGAAAUAGCUGUGGAUUUUCCUGAUAAGAAGGUGACACUGGUUCAUCGGGGAUCUAGGUUGUUAGAGUUUAUUGGAGAAAGGGCAGGAAAAAAGGCACUUGAUUGGUUGAUCUCAAAGAAUGUUGAAGUCAUCUUGGGGCAGUCAGCUAACUUGAAUGACAAUUCAAAUGGCGUUUAUCAAACAUCUGCUGGAGAAACCAUCGAGGCUGAUUGCCACUUUAUCUGCAUAGGCAAGCCAGUUGCUUCAUCCUGGCUAAAGAAGACUACUUUUGGUGACAGUGUGGAUGUCCAUGGAAAGUUAAUGGUGGAUGCAAAUUUGAGAGUCAAAGGUCACAAGAAUGUGUUUGGUAUUGGUGAUGUCACUGAUAUUCCUGAACUCAAACAAGGCUACCUGGCUGAACAGCAUGCUUUGGUGGCUGCUAAGAAUGUGAAGCUGUUGAUAAAAGGAGAGAACGAGAAGAGAUUGGCAACUUAUAAGCCUGCUUCAUCAGCAUUGGCAUUCGUUUCACUGGGGAGAAGAGAAGCAGUGGCUCAAAUUUUUUGUAUAACCAUUGUUGGGCGCCUGCCUGGCUUGAUAAAAUCUGGGGACUUGUUUGUUGGGAAGACGAGAAAACAGCUAGGCCUAAGCUCCAAUGUUAACUAGGAUGCAUACUUUUGUGUUCACGUGAAUUUGUCAAAGUGCAAUCUGUAAGUUUAUAAAAUGCUCACUGUAUAAUUAUUGCUUUGGGAGAAGGCAAAUUCUCCAAUUCUGCAACCAGUUAGAUCAA